CUCUCUUGUCCACCAUUUUGAGCCUACAACCUACAGAGUGAGGAGAUUUUGGCUGGUCUUCACUUGCUGACCCACCUUUAAUGGACAGUUUGGCAGUUAAGACUUGGUUUUAGAGUUAGGUAAAGGGUUUGGCAUUUAGUUAUGGUGGUCAGAAUAAGGGGCUAGUGCAUUAUGCUAAUGAGUAUGUGUGUGUGUGUGUGUGUUAUAUUUAGACGACACCAAACACUAUCGACUCUGUGAACUCUAACCGCGCUAUAAUCUAACACGGGCUAUAAUAACAGUGCCGUGUUGAACACCCGUGACCAUGUUGUUCAGAUUCGGGGUCAUUCUUGCUCCGGACAGUGCGGACGUGCAGCUCUUGGUCCUGGGCUCUCGUGAGGAGAUGGGUCGGUGGGACCCGGGCAGAGCGGUGCUCAUGAAGCCCGCACACGGGCUCCUGUCGCCGCAUGAACCGAGCCUGUGGAUCGGCAACGUGCAGCUGGAGGAGCCGGUGAAAGACACGCUGUGGUUCAAGUUCGUGAAGAGAACCAGAGGCUGUUACAUCUGGGAAGGUAGUGGCCCCAGCCAUGACAGGUGCUGUUCAUAUGAUGAGAGGAACGUGGUAGAGGGAGUGUACUGCCACCCGAUUGGCCACUGGAUAGAGGAAACUGGACACACAGACGAGAUGAAACACACAACCAGCUUUUAUUUCGGUGUUGCAGGUCAGGCAGCCAUGCAUUUCUCCAGGGUGCUUCCACGUGUUUGGCUUGGCAGCUGCCCUCGACAGGUGGAGCAUGUGACGAUUAAGAUGAAGCAUGACUUGGGCAUCACUGCGGUGAUGAACUUCCAGACUGAGGGCGACGUGGUGAACAACUCCUACGGCUGCAGACGCAACCCUGGGGAAGCAAUGACUCCGGAGACCAUGAUGCAUUUGUAUAAAGACUGUGGCAUGGUGUACUUGUGGAUGCCCACGCCGGACAUGAGCACGGAGGGUCGUAUCAGGAUGCUUCCCCAGGCGGUAUUCCUGCUUCAUGGUCUCUUGGAGAAUGGCCACACCGUCUAUGUCCACUGUAACGCUGGAGUGGGCCGGUCGACGGCUGCCGUAUGUGGCCUGCUCAUGUACGUCCUCGGCUGGAGCCUGAGGAAGGUGCAGUACUUUGUCGCACUCAGGAGACCGGUCGUCUACAUCGAUGAGGAGGCUUUGGUCCAGGCUCAUGCAGACUUCAUCCAGAAGUUUGGACAACUGAGACCAUCCAUCUCUGACCUCGAGCCAUGAGAGUUUAGAGCACUGAAGUUUUCCAACUUGAAGAAGACUGGAACUAGAACAUUUACCCACAUAUACACAUGUCUACAGUUUGUGAAAACCUUUACUGUUAGCCGUUUUAGUAAUGAUCAAUGAAGAGCGGUGACAUUUUGUAAAGGCGACUUUUAGUUUAAGUGUUAAACAGCAAUGAUGUAGAGGAACACACUGCAAAACAAACCAAAUAUCAAUACACUAAAACAAAACCAGCAUUGUGAAGCAUUAGAUUCCCAGAAAUAUAAACUCUCCCUUUCCACAGUUAUUCUCCACAUUUCGCAAUUCUGUAUCAACCAUCAUUUUUACCUAAUCAGGAAAUUAUUUUGGAGAGAAGUCUUGAUGCUGCCUGAAAAUGGCAGCCCCUGCCAAAGCAACAAAUCAAUUCUUGAAUGACAAUGCCUCUCCAUAUCUGUCAAACAGGUAUUCUGUUCCCAGACAUCGAAGAACACAGCUCCGCCCCGUCUUUCCCGGAGAGCCUGAUCGCAUUUCAUCUUUAUUUAUUUAUCCGACAGAUGCUCUUCCGACCCUUCUCCUAAAUAACAAAGAACAACAGCCUUGCCAGUCCAAUUUAAUGCAUACAUAAUAAAGCAUUAUCGGAAUACUGUUCUUCUGCCUUGACUCAUAAUGAGGAUAUAUUGCUUUUCUUUUUUAUUAUGCAGUGUUUUUGUUACCUGUCCCUGAUUUAAGAAAGUUUGUGGAUUAGAGAGGAGCGAAGAUUCUUCUCCUCAAGCAUGUCUUACAGACCCUCAUUACUUUUCAGUGAGUACCUGCAGAAGACAGCAACUUAAAAGGGUGUCAGUGGGGACGGGUGGGUGGAUUGAGCCAUGCAAAAAAGCAGCGUUGUGGAUUUCCAGAUGCUCUAAAAAUAUGCAUAAAACCUGGAUGUGAAAUGAGUGACAUUCUUUUCCUUUUUGAAGAAGAAGCAGAAUGUGUAGAGGUUUGAAAACAAAUGCGUCUAUACCUUACUAUAUGUGUGUGGCUGCUGGUGUUUGUCGCUGAAUGUAAUUGGAAAACAUGUUGCAUUCAUUCCGCUGGGUUGUUGUCAGUGACUGAUGUUAUAAAGAAUUUGUAGUCCACAUGA
Molecule: messenger RNA, 2357 nt
Organism: Paralichthys olivaceus (Japanese flounder)
Lineage: Eukaryota; Metazoa; Chordata; Actinopteri; Pleuronectiformes; Paralichthyidae
Gene: epm2a
Product: EPM2A glucan phosphatase, laforin
Biological process (GO): protein dephosphorylation
Cellular component (GO): nucleus; cytoplasm
Molecular function (GO): protein tyrosine/serine/threonine phosphatase activity; starch binding; protein tyrosine phosphatase activity
Source: RefSeq, a predicted model, not a curated record